AUGUGCGGCGCGCGCCAGCUCGAAAGGAAGGGCGAUGUCAUGCGGAAUGGCGCUAUGAGUUCUUCGCGGGGCUACGAGGAAGAGGCGAUCGCUCGCAGCAGUACGCCUGCGAAUUCCGAACUGAUUGUCGAGGAUCUGCGACAAUUCAAUCGCUCUCCGCAUCCCUAUCAUCGCAGCAGACAACUCGGGUCCUGUACACCCUCCGAACAGGGUGAUCGACUCCAGCCGCUCUCCUACUCCAAGGCAUCGCGCACUCCGAGCGAUAGCGGCACAGAAGCGGACGAUGAGAGCACCGGUAUCUUGAGGGGUCUACCGGCACCGCCGCUUCGGCCUCGAAAGGGGCUGCGGUCGGGUACGAAUGGAGUCAUCGACGGUGACGGGUGGUUGCCUAGUCUACAGCCAUGGCCUUCAUUUGUACGACGGAGCUCUCGUGGUCCACGGAGGAGCUCCGAGGAAGAGGCGGAAGAAGAGGCGCUCAAAACACAACGGUUACGACAGCAAAGGCGGGUGGAGGUCUUGCGACGGUUAAUGGAGACCGCGCUGUUCUUAUCGGUGGGCGUGGUGGUUUUACUUCAACGGGACGCACGUUCAUUAGCUUGGGCCUGGAGAAAAGAAUUGGCAACGCACGGCAUGCUUUUGAUAGGGCUAUACGCAUCGUACCCUCUUCUACUUCGCAUCUCGGGAAGCCGACGAUGGCACGUCUGGCCGUCCAAACGCCCAUUCUUCUCUAUACCGACGAGUUUUGACCCGGCGCCGCUCCUCUACCCGACGCUUCUCCCGAUAUUUGUAUCACUAUCCCUCACAAAUCACCAGCCGGCGCUGGUCAUGCCGAAUAUUAUACUUGGUCUGGCAUCUCUCCCAGCACCGGUAAUCCCAAUGCAGAGAUGUAUCCACGGCGUUAGCAUACCUCACUGGCUAGUAGCCGCGGCGCCUGUUCUCGUGGCUGAACACCUCUCGUUCGACAAUACCAUCCCUAAACCGCUGAUCCUCCGAGGGCUUGAAGCGGAAUCGUUGCUUCUUCUUUUUCCUUUGCAUCAAGCUUUGAUACCCACAUUAGACUUUUUGUUGACGACAAGCAUUCUGCCUGCGGAACUACAGCUUUUGACGACAGCUCUGGUCAACCUAUAUUUAUUUGCGGUCUCGCCCCAGGCACAAAUCCUAAAGGCACUGCUAUGGCUUGGUGGAAUGAGUUUAUUCGUGUCGUGCCGGCAUAUACUCCGCUGGGAGGUGGCUUUGGCUCGAAUCCCCAGUUGGAAAUUCCGCCGCUCGCUCAGUGGCUCACAAUCACCCCGAAAGUUGCUCAAUAUGAUGGACCACCGACUUUGUCAGAAGCUAAGUGGCACUGGCUUUUCCGAUGAGCCCUCAUCGGACAGCGACGGGCCCGGUAGCGUCCACAGGCCACGCAAAGCCAAAACGAUGCGAGAGGCUCGUGAGCCUGUCCCGGCCGAACCCAGCUCGGCGAUCGACAAUGUCAGCGCCGAAGAGGCGUUUGAGUGGCACAGUCGGACUGGACGCCAACGACGUCACACGAUCUCGACUUUCCAGGAUGCUGUUCAGGAAGAGCGCGUCCGCACCACCCCCGGUGGGCGGCGCAAGAAAUUAAUGGGCCCGGGCCUUGCAUCUUUCUUAUCAUUGACUGCAGCCCAAGCGCAGGUCCGCAAGUGGUUGUACGCGAUCUAUAUCUACGCUAUCUCUGCUGCCAUCAUUCUAGGCCCAAUUCGAAAGUAUGUGGCCGAGCAAGCCCUCCAGGGGCAAGACCCAUUCGGCUGGGCACUGGGAUACCUCUUGGGUAACCUGACUACCGUACGGUUCUGGGUGCUCAUGCUGAACCUGGAAUACUGGAUUCAACUGCCUCCGCGCCCGGAGGUCACCUUAGAGACGGCCUCCUGCUGGCUUGGAUGGGUUGAACAUCUCCGCCAGACGACCUUUGGUCCUGCGAAUACACGACUCCUCCUCAUGGCCUACUGUGUAGUGGUGUUGGUCACUGGCUUGGCAGUGGUCUUGCAGCUGAGCACCGUCGCCGAGGUCGAUACGCGCCGCAAGGUAUUCCAUGGCAUGAUGGUGUUGAUGUUUCUGCCCACCGUCUUCGUCGACCCGACCUUUUGUGCCCUGGCCCUUGUGUUGGUCCUGUCGAUCUUCCUCCUCCUGGAUCUUUUUCGGGCGUCGCAACUGCCUCCGAUAUCGCGCCCGCUGACCUACUUCCUUGCGCCCUACGUCGACGGUCGCGACCACCGUGGACCGGUCAUUGUGUCGCACAUUUUCCUCCUCAUCGGAUGCUCCAUCCCGCUCUGGUUGUCGCUGGCCGACCUGGCGCGCGACAGAGAGGGCGUCUGGGUCGGAUGGGAGGUGGGCGCGCGCGAUGUCAGCAUGGUGAGCGGGGUGAUCUGCGUGGGGAUGGGCGACGCGGCAGCUUCGCUCGUGGGACGUCGAUAUGGGCGACUGAAGUGGUUCUGGGGUGGCGGCAAAUCGCUAGAGGGCAGCGUGGCCUUUGCAGCAGCGGUAUCGGUGGGCCUGUUGGCGGUUCGUGCCUGGCUGGAGGUAGGAGGAUGGCCGGUGGCUGGCGUCGAAUCAGCCUCGCGAUCGGCAUCCACGCCGCGCUUCUGGGCGUGGACAGGAUGCAAGGCAGUGCUGGCCGCGGGCGGAACUAGCGCGACCGAGGCGAUUCUGACUGGAUGCAAUGAUAACGUUGUGGUGCCAGUCGUGCUGUGGCUGCUAGUGCGGGGGCUGGGCGUGUGA
Molecule: messenger RNA, 2736 nt
Organism: Penicillium argentinense
Lineage: Eukaryota; Fungi; Ascomycota; Eurotiomycetes; Eurotiales; Aspergillaceae
Product: putative phosphatidate cytidylyltransferase
Exons: 3
Coding region: 1-2736 (911 amino acids)
Biological process (GO): dolichyl monophosphate biosynthetic process
Cellular component (GO): endoplasmic reticulum membrane
Molecular function (GO): dolichol kinase activity
Source: RefSeq, a predicted model, not a curated record